Molecule: messenger RNA, 3839 nt
Organism: Varroa destructor (honeybee mite)
Lineage: Eukaryota; Metazoa; Arthropoda; Arachnida; Mesostigmata; Varroidae
Product: ribosomal RNA processing protein 36 homolog
Biological process (GO): maturation of SSU-rRNA from tricistronic rRNA transcript (SSU-rRNA, 5.8S rRNA, LSU-rRNA)
Cellular component (GO): nucleolus; 90S preribosome
Source: RefSeq, a predicted model, not a curated record
ACUUUCAAUUAAAUGUCAGCCGUUAGUUACGAGGGAUAACUGUAAAGUUUGUAAGCAAGCACACCGCGAACUGUCUUACAUCUCAAAGGAUUGCUCGGGAACAAGAUUCAGCAGUUCCCGAGAACGAGCAUUGAUCACGGAUGACUCCCACUGCCCAGGCGGAAGUUAAAUGUGCAGAACCUAUCAUUUGUCUUCAUUAUGGAGUAGUCCAGGUAAGUUUAAAAGAGUAUCGGAAAAGAAUCAACUACGCCAAUUUAGCAUCAUCAUCGAAGUUUUCAUUGUCCACCAAAAACCGCUCUCCACAUAGACGUUUACCACACUGAUACUGCUUACUCAGUAUUUUUCUACCGGAACGAAACUUUCACACUCGUUACCUUUCCUGUUAGAAAAAUUAAGAAGCGACUCGGCUAAGUAGCGUUCUAAACUAUGUUCCGCAGAUAAUCUACAUAAAAAGGUCCAGCAUGCGAAUCUAGUAAAAUCUUGGCUUGUCCGUACACCUACGUAUUCACUCCGACAAAAUCGUAGAAAAUAGCGAAUCGCUCUGUGAUAACAGGAGACCUUUGAGGCGAGUACGCGAUAGCGUUGACAGAAUUUUUUGGGAUGUAACCUUAUAUGGACCUUAUUAUCCUUGACAUGUCAAGAGUGCCAAAGUGAGCUUCUUUCCGUACUUUUAUACUGCAGUCUAUCCCUAGUUUUUUUUACAUUUACAGUCGAUGAAUUAUUUAGGUGGAUAUUCUUUUGCUUGGAUUGGAGCUCUGGAAAAAUAACUCAUUGAGUAGAGUAAAACUGCAAGAAUAAGUAAAUAUCCGAUAUAAUCCGAGUAUCUAAUCAAAAAUAUGCUCAGGGCAAGUGUAAGGUAGUCUACACAUUAAUUAUCGUUACUGAAGCCAGCACGUCUGCCUAGUAAAUAAUGUGUUAAGCGAUUCAUCAUCUUCAGUACAUAAGUAGUAUGAAUUUUAGAAGCUACGUAGAAAGGGAUAAUAAUGCUGUGUAACCGUCGAAGCCAGUCGACUUCAAUAUCAGCCUUUUUGGGUCCAACAUUGCAUCCAUAGUGUCAGUUCCUGACAAGCUCCUCAUGGCAUUUGUAGAGUUCGUUAGUGUACCACCCGAUAGACAGAUAAAUAGGCAGAGGCGGUUGGUCUCCUCUAAUGUCCGGUUGCAAUAUCGAUAUGUUUAUGCAGAGACGCCAUGUUUGUGGCGUGCAGAUGGACCCUAAUUGUCGAUAAAAGUACAAACGGGUCAAUGGAAGGCAAUUUCUUUGGCUACCCAGAUAUUAACAGAAAAAUUAACAGUAAAUAUAUUUUAUUAACUUACCUUAUAUGCAUGUAUGUACAGCUGGAUUAUAUAGUGAUGUCAUGUAUCCAUCGUUACAUACUCCUAACCGACUUGUAUAGUCACAAGGAUGUAUAAACUGUAUUAGUAAAAACCUAGUCGAGUAACAGUCGUUUGUUAUAUUCCUUAUUUCAAGGAUCCUGAUGACUAAUAUUAAAACAAUCAAUGAGAAACAUCAUGGCAUUGAUUUAUUGUCACUCGAAUUAACUGACUGUGACUGUAGAUACGCAUAAAAUUAUUAAAUCUAAUAUAUAAACUAUCAGUUCACCAAUUAAAUCGUAUCUAACUUCUAACUACGUUAAAUACUAACAAAUUUUUGUGACAUUGUUAUCUGUUACUUAUUUUAUACGAAACCAAGCGUCCAAACAACGUUCCAUAACUGACUCUGAUUAACAAUAUGGGCUCCCUUGAACAGGGCCGGAUGUCCAUCCUGCGCUGUGCUAAUCAAUGCCUAUAAUAUAAAUACGACAAACUACCAAACAAUUUGAAAGCGAAAGUUCAUUACAGGUUGUUGGAAACCCAACGCUAUCCUUAUCUAGCUAGUUUGAAUUUGAGAAAUAUUAUUAUUUUAGCCAUGUCUCUUGGCUUGUCGUUUAUAAGCAGUAAACUCCUGCCAAGUACCACAAACACUCGUGUUAAAACAUUGGAGUUCUGCUACAGUUGUUCCCAGGUAUGCAAUACGGUUCGUUUCCUUUUAUUUAUUUAUUUUCUUAAAAUGUCUACGGCGUUGCGCCGAUCAAUAGUAGGAUAUCAUCUUCAUGUAUAAGGUAUUUAUAUUACUCUAUAAUUCAAUAAAAUUCUAGAAUAAUGUAUCGUUUCCAGUUACCAUUGGAUCGGUAUCAUCCUAGGAACUACCCCAGCUUAUUUUUUGCUUACUUUUGAGCUUGACUUGUUGACCAGAUUUGCGCCGCUAGGUUAUAAAACCUGCCUCGACUCCUUGUCUCUACUUGCUAUCUGGGUCAUCAGUUGGACGGUAAAUGUUUUAGUUGUGCAUGAGCUAGUGAAACAACCGGCCAACUUUUCAAUAACUAUCGACUGAUUUCGAUCAGAAAGAAUGCAUUUCAUCAUGCCAUUAGCUACGCUCAGGUAAAAGAACGCUCCCUGAAUUUAGUAUGCUAAUACCAAACAAAACUCUCCUAGCGGAGGCGUUUCGCGCUUUUCGAGACCUCGCCAAAAUCCGAUUUAAAUUUGGCGGUAUUACGAUUCACCUUCCCCCGAUUGGUGGAAAGAACGAAAAUGGCGACUCUCAUUGGCAGAUACCGUCGAUGCAAAACGGACAGGUAACAACCGAACAGAGAAUUUGCAGAAGCAAAACACGAGUUUGUACAUGUUACACAACGACAGCGUAUCCAUAUCCCAUCUUUGUUCAUGUGAUAUCAAUGCUAAUGAAAAUCAGCGUCGCCAGUGGUGCAAAUCAAUCGCUUAACUAUGCACAGAAAAAGAGAAGGUCCCACCCCCAUCCACGUCACAUAAUGCCAAAAGCUGAAUAACGCUUUUUAGCGGUGUUGUACAUUAUUAGAACUUAUUUUUUGAGAGAUCUUGUAUAUUUGUAUAUAUAGCUACAUUUAGUCUGCAGUACAAACACGCAGUAGCAGCAACAGCAGCGGCAUUCGCAAAUAGGUCAGAUAACAUGCUCGAGUGAAUUCGGAAAAUGGCUGACGGAGAGUCUUCAGAUCUGUCACACAGUGACUAUAUCGACUCUGACAGCGAGCUAGAGGCUGGGCUGGGUGAUCCGAAGAAAUUUUCUGAUGACGAAGUGAGCAGUGAACACGAUAAAAACCUGUCUUCCGAUCUCAAAGGCCAAUCCUUUGAGGAAAUCCUCGCUCUAAAAGAUUGCCUUGGUCUAAGAACGUACAAAACUGCGAUUGGACUUAGGGAGCUCGACCAGAAGAAGCGGAAAAAGGUAUUCAAGCGUGAAAAUAAAAACAGGCCUCGAGAAAUUAGCUCGAAAAAUCCUGUGACAGGAGUAAAAAAUAUUUUCAAUGUGAAGAAAAAGCUUUGCGCCGAUCCCAGGUUUGAGAGAGGUUUUGAAGAAGUUCAGCCAAGGAAUGCCAUUAAGGCUCAACACAAGGUCAAACAGAAACUCAGGGACUAUGCCUUUAUCGACAAAAUCAGGGAAAAUGAGGUUCGACAAAUCGAGAGAAGUUUGGCUGAGGGUCAGCUAGACGACGCGGAAGCUUUCAAUGCCCGAAAAAUCUUGCAGAAAGCAAAAUCCCGAGAGGUUUCGAGACAUCAAGAAGCUAUGCGAAAAGAGAUGAAUGACAGGUAUACAAAAUUUUUGAAAGACGCUAGAAACGCUGGUGAGAAAAUCAGAUAUAUGACGAAAAAGGACAAGAAGCAAGUUGAACUCGCUAUUAAGUUUAACGAGCUCAAGAAAUCGGGCAAACUCGAAAAAUAUCUGGAGAAAAAGCGCAAAAAAAAUGCUGCCAGAUCUAGGAAGAAGAUGCACAAUAAACCUGUGUAGUGCAUCAUUUAAAUAGAUCGUUUUGAUGUUGACAAGACGUGAA